Messenger RNA from Purpureocillium takamizusanense, 589 nucleotides. RefSeq lists its product as uncharacterized. The record is from RefSeq and is a predicted model, not a curated record. Lineage: Eukaryota; Fungi; Ascomycota; Sordariomycetes; Hypocreales; Ophiocordycipitaceae. Bases 1 to 465 code for a protein of 154 amino acids. The transcript has a single exon.
AUGGCCAUGCACCGUCAACGGUCCUUUGUCUCCCCGUUGUUUGACCGAUUGGCUGUGCGCCGAGCAUCGGCCAGCGGCGAUAUCGUCAACUUGGUUCUCGACAGCAGUGGCCCUAAUCAUGUGGUAAGAUUUUACGGCCGUUUUCCUGCUCGAGAUUUGGUGACGGAAUUUGGCGGCAAGUCAUCAGCGGCCUGGGCCUUGCCCUUUUAUUACUCGGCUCAGGGACGACGACGACGAGUCUUGGUGGUGCGUGAGCAUCUCACGAUUGAGCAUGGGUGCUCUCUCACCUCACGCACCCCCACGGAGCGGCACAAGGGCUACUGCGCCAGCGGCCGUUGCGACGUUGGCACCCAGGCAGCGACCCCCAUGUACAAACAUUUGGCCCGUGGGUUUCCCGGCCCAUCUCCAUCCGUCGCAAUUCGUGGUACGUGGGCGUGCACGUCAAGUCGAGCCUUGCCACCUUAGAUGUAUAUGUACAUACGGUCCUGCACCGAAAGUUGUGCAUAGAAGUGGAAAGGGAACGGCAAAGGAAAAGAGAUGACUCGUCUUUUACUCGUACGAUGACAGCGCAUGACAAGAAAAAACUGAG